Messenger RNA from Salpingoeca rosetta, 20675 nucleotides. RefSeq lists its product as uncharacterized. Gene Ontology annotation, biological process: protein deubiquitination involved in ubiquitin-dependent protein catabolic process. Gene Ontology annotation, cellular component: nucleus; cytoplasm. Gene Ontology annotation, molecular function: K63-linked polyubiquitin modification-dependent protein binding; calcium ion binding; cysteine-type deubiquitinase activity. The record is from RefSeq and is a predicted model, not a curated record. The transcript has 21 exons. Lineage: Eukaryota; Choanoflagellata; Craspedida; Salpingoecidae. The coding region runs from base 225 to 20675 and encodes 6816 amino acids.
GUCAGUGAGCACAUCAAACAACAACAGCACCGACGACAACCUGUCUCAUCGUGCUCGUGCCUCGUCCACCGAUCUUUGCCUGCUUUUUUGCUUUUGUUUUGUUGUGCCUGCUUUCUUCUUGGAGUCGCCCACACGCGCCCUUUGGCGGGGUUGUCCACGGUUUGCAUCGCUUGCGCCAUUUACCUGUGCCUUGUUGACUGGCAUCGACGACUACGACGACGACGAUGGCUCGCACGCGACAAACAGCCCGCAAGUCGGGCUUUGGCGGUGGAAAGGCCCCUGGCCACCUGCCGGCGCAAGGCGUGCAGGUGGAGGCUGGAAGAACCGUGGAAACGGACGCCACUGGCCUGCACCUGCCUGAGGCUUACACGGUCCAAAUGUCCACGGACGACGUCGAACGAGAGCAGUUUUUUGAGCGCGAUGACGAUGACGACAUGUCGUAUUCCCGCCCAAGUUUGCCCUCCACCUUUUCCUGGGACUUUCGCGGCGCAGACUUGCCGAUGCUCUCCGACGGCAAAGUGGAGCUGGUGAACGAAGUUGGUCAGGUGGACAAGAGCACGCAGCGCGACCACGAGGACCGCACCAUCCCCUUCCACAAGUGGUUCUCCCUCGCCCUCGUCGUGUCCUCCCAGCACGUGGGCGUGUUUCUGAACGCCAAGCCGCUUGCUGCGUUUUCCAUCGGGCAGCGCAAAACGCGCAAGAGCGAGAAGAAGACCAACGAAGAGCAAGGGGACGGCGAUGGUGAUGCUAACAGCGACAACGAGGAUGGCACAGCUGGGGACCACACCACCACCAAAGACAACAACGCUGACGACGAUGACGGCAACGUGACUGUCAUCGACCUUGAUGCAGAUCAAUCAUCAUCCCACCACCGCCACCAGCAGCAGCAACAGCAGCAGCAACAACAGCAGCAACAACAACAGCAACAGCAGCAACGCGGCUUCUCUGGUCCCCGCCGCAACAUGCGCUUUGACAAACAGCGAGGCAGCAGUGGGCUGCCGUUUUGGCGACCCACGUCCCCCGCGUCAUCCUCGUUUGAUGUGACGCCGGACCUGGAGUACCUGCCGAGCGUGGCCCUCUUCCCGGCGCGGCUGCGCCUGCGUGGCGACGCAGACGCACGCGUGCUGGUGCGGCACGUUGGCUUCUUCAACACGGCGCUGGACCCAGCCUCGCUCAAGAGCACCGCCACAGGCGUGUACUCGGAGUACAUGCACAACGUGCAGAAGGAGGAGCAGCGCAUGUUUGCCUCGCUGACGCUGAGCGCGUUCUACCGCUCGCCGCCGCCCAUCUGGAAGCACCCCACCUUCGUGGCCGAGUUUGGCGACAUGCACGUGGCCCCGACCCACCCGCAGAUUGGCGGCGCCCUGGUGCAGAGCACGCUGCCCGUGCUGGCCAUGGCCCUCAGCGUCACCACGCAGGGCACCGACAACGACUGGCUCACCACCUUUGACAGCACGCAGCGCGCGCACCUGCACGAGAUCACGGCCGUGCUGCAGCGCGCCGUGCCGCUGUGGCGCCGCUUCCCCUUCAACGCGCAGUUUUACGCCCGUUACAUGCGCUCCCUCUUCAAGCCCGCGCUGGAGUCCCUGUCCGUGGGGCAGACGUGCAUGCUGCCCAUUGGCCGCUCUGAGCACGGUAGCAUGCUGCUGGUGGAGCGCACGUCCGUGGCCACUGCACGCGUCGUCGCCAUCGACACGGGCUCCGAGGCCGCCACCAAGUUUCUGCAGACGCGGGUGGAGCUUGCCUCCGGGCUGCCGCGCGUCACCUACCGCAUCGCCUUUGUUGUGCCGGAGGUGGCCUUUGAGCGCAUCACCAACGACGGGUUCUGGGCCGUCGCCUACGCCGCCCGCAACUUGCAGCGCACGCACGACGUGCUGGUGGAGUUCUUGGCCAACGCCCCGCCAGACACCAUCCUGCAGCAGACGCAGGACGACGCGUGCAUCGACUACCACCGCCUUGCCGCAUCGCCUUUCGCCUUCCACCAGGGGUUCCGCGCCGCGCUGCACUACAUGAUGCGGCGGCAGGGAUUCACCCACCAGCAGUGCGACUUUGUGAACCUGCGCCUGCGCCACACGCUGCUCACGUACGCCCGCAACGAUCUGGCGCACGUGCGCAAGCUGGACGCCUCCGACCGCACCAUGCUUGCGCUUGCCUGCAGGCAAUACGCCAGCGCCGCCGUCCAGCUCUCCCGCGCCAACACCGUCUCCCUGGCGCAGCUGGACGCCGUGCGCGAGUUUGUGUUUGCGCUCGAUGCGGCCGCAGACAAGCUGCCGCUGCGCUUUGCCAAGGAGAGCGGGCCGCCCCCGCCCUGCACCAUGCAGUCUGCACCGGACGCGCAGCGCCACCGCUACGACGCCUUCCCGCUCUCGGGCCACCUGGUUCGGCAGGAGGACACGGACGGGUACGCGGGCCAGCCCGUGCCGCCCGUGGCGUACGUGCCGCUGGACUUUACGCAGGUCCCGCAGAAGGUGCUGUGCUACGACGACGCGCUGGCCGCCAUCCGCCACUGCGACAAGCUGUGCAUGCUCACCAUCAACCAGGCCAAGUUUGUCAAGCACCGCGCCAACCUGGUCCUGGCGCUGGUCACCCACACCUUCUGCCAGGUGCUGCCCAUGCCCAAGUCCCAGCGCGCGCCCGACCACGCCGCCUGCUUCUGGCAGGGCCUGCGCAUGCGCUUUGAGCGGCAGCUGGACCUCAUGAUCAUGCUGCACCGCAUCAUGCUCGCCUUCUCCAACGCCCUCUGGUGCCACCGCAACAGCGCGGGCGAGCCCGCCAUCGACCUGGCCCUGUGCGUGCCCGUGUGCAUCGCCGCCGUGGCGGACGCCGUGAUGAAGAAGCGCGCCACAGACCUCCCCUCCGAGGCGUGCCUGCACCUCAUGGGCGAGUCCCUGCACGGGCGCCGCAUCUGCCGCGGGUACGGCCUGGGCCUGCACAUGCUGCCGCGCCAGCUGCAGAACGUGCCCGUCACGCACCCGGAGCUCAACGUGGCCCGCACCAACGCCAUGGACUACUUCCAGGGCCUGCCUGGCCCCGCCAUCUUCCGCUUCGAGCAGGGGCCCCCGCCCGGCAACAUGUGCGACAAGUACACGCUGCGCUACCUGCGCACGCUGUGCCAGGAGAUUGGCCUGCAGGGGCCCUUUGAGCAGCACCUGAACGACGGCACGGUGCUGCUGCACAACUUCCCCGAGCUGCGCUGCUACCGCGACAUCUGCUACCUCAUGAAGAUGCACCAGCUCAAGGAGUCGUACGCCAACGCGCUCAACCCGCUCGAGGCGCGCCUCGCCUUUGUCUGGAACAACGGCGCGUACCAGGUGACCAUGAUGGGCAACGGCAUCAGCCUCGUCGGGGCGCCCGCCACCCGCCGCACCUCCGUCGCCCCGCACCUUACGAACCAGCCCCUGUCCACGGAGGACGACGUGCUGCACGAGCCAAAGCUGCCCACCUUUGACGACGCGCUCUCGCAGGAGGACAGCGAGCUGCUGCUGUCCUACCUCACCGUGCCCUACAUGCGCAUUCCGCUCCUGCUCUCCUUCUUCAGCAGCGACGACCGCGUGCAGGCCCUGCAGUGCAACCAGCUGCGCCAGGUGCUGGAGGAGGUGCUGUUUGAGCCGCUGCGGUUUGCGCGCCAGCACACCUCGCGCGCCCCCACGCACGUGCCCACGGCGGACCGUGAGCUGCUGGCCACGCCUUAUGGGAUCCUCGUCAACGAGCUCAGCCGCUCCCCGGAGACAACCAUGUCGUGCUGCAUUGCGCUCCUGCGCCAGGCCCUCAACCUGGACACGGGCGACCCCAAGCAGUCCACCACACCCAUCAUCCUCUUUGUCACGCGGCUGGCGGCGCGCGUGGACAACUACGCCGCCCUGCUCAUCGACAUUGCCAAAGGCGCCCACGAGAACUACACGCACCACACGGUGCUGCGCGACGUCACCCUGUCGCCAGAGGCCCUGGCCACGCUGCAGACGCUGCUGUCGCAGCUGCGGCUGGAGCUGCGACGCGGCGCCUACAACGUCAUCAACCACUGGAUCGAGCGCUUCACGCGCCAGAUUCUGGAGCUCAAGGACCAGUCGCAGCUGGACGAGCUCAGCUCCCUGCUGGCCAACUUUUACGCCCACCUGCUGCUGGUCUUCCGCAACGUCAAGUUCGCGGAGCUGACGGAGGACGUGGCCAGCCUCCUCGUGUCUGGCUUCCUCUUCCUCAACAAGCGCCAGAACUUCACCACCCUGAGCAUGCCUUCCGUGGACAUGUUUGAGUGCCUGCAGGCAGUGCGCCACCGCCUCGUGCGCUGGGCCAACAGCACCACCGCACGCCGGCUCUCCCUUGUCUGUGAGGCCUCCGUGCGCGUUGUGUCCAGCAGCGGCCAGCGCCGCCUCAAGGCCCACCGCCAGCACGCCAACAAAAAUAACAACAACAACAACAAAAACAACAACAACAGCAACAAGGCUGCCACCACUGCCUCUGCUGCAAACGCUCCUGCUGGAGCCGAUGGGAAUACUGAAGGGGCAGCAGAUGGCACCGAGCAGAAGCUGAUGGCCUGCUGGGCCUAUGUUGCGGGCAAGACGUCGUGUGGCCGCUUCACCACCUCGCCGACGCGCCGGCUCCCCAUUGAGCCGGCAACCCACGCUGAACACGCUGGUGGCGCCACAGCAAGUGGCGCAAUCGCAUCAGCAGCAACCACAGCAGACACAACCACAACCACUGCAGAGACAACAGCAACAGCAGCAACCACAGCACACGCUGCUGACGCCGCCGAUUCUGUUGACGAUGAUGAUGAUGAUGCGGUGGUGGACACGCUGCCCGACCGCAACUUGCCGAUUGAGCUGGACAUGCAGAUUAUGCAGCUGACGGUGAACAAGUCGCACCUCAUGGCGCUGCCCGCAGAGUUUCUGAACCAGCCGGAGGUGGUGGACGUGUUUGGACACCAGCCAAACUUCCAGUGCACCACGGUGGAGGAGGCGACGAACCGCGUGUGGGUGCGGCUGAUUGGCCGCAACCACGACAUCCAGCUGUGGCGCACGACGGACGACCGGCCCUGGUUCACAGAGGCUGACCGCGAGUACAUCCCGCACGCGCUGCAGGAGCACGAGCAGUGGAUGGCGGAGCUGUUUGAGCCCCUGCGCUUUGCCGCCUUCUACAACCCGUUUAUGCCCAUCCCCAUCAUGAUGGACGAGACGACGCACACGCGCGCCAACCUCGCGCGCCUGAUUGUGCUGCACCCGUGCACCAUGCUGCCCACGCACGAGGUGUGGCUGCUGCGCGGACAGCAGGCCAUCCACGUGUACCGCCUCCUCAGCUUUGGGCGCCGCUUCUACCGCACGCUCGUCUUCACCACCGACGCGCGCAUGUCGUACCUGCACCUGCAGCCCAGCUUGUCCGACCGCAACCAGCCCUGGCCGGAGUGGGCGCGCUUUGCUGCGGGCAGCGUGCACAGCAACCCCUUUGGCGGUGCGACGGGCGCCACGCCGCUCUCCGCCGUCAUCACCCGCGGGUGGGACCAGGGCGAGAACGUGUCGGGCGGCACGGAGAUGUACCUGCCGCCGUGGAUCCUGCGGGGUCUGCUGCCGAGCGUGCUGCUGGAGCAGUACAUGUUCUGGCAGGACGAGGACGACGUCGUGCGCGGCUACCCGCGCGACAAGGACGCCCGCACAGAUAUGCUGGAGGUGCGCGUGCAGCUCGUUGCCGGUAUUGACCAGAGCACGGUGCCGGACGGGGAGGCGCGCGUGCGGCGGUUUGCGCUGGCAGACGUGCGCCGUCGCCACGAGGCCGUGCUGGACGUGUUCCUGGCGCUGGAGAAGACCCGCCUGGUCGACGACAGGUGCCAGGAGCGCAAGUGGGACCGCCUCAAGACAGACGCGCCCCUCAACCGCGUGCGCAAGGUCACCAACCUCGCGCUCAUCGACACGCAUGCAUCGCGCGUGCGCAUGGCCAUUGACAACGCGGUGGCCAGCGAGCCCAGCAAGCGCGGCGCAGGUGGCAACGGUGUCGCCACGACUGCUGCUGCUGCUGCUGCUGAUAAUACUGGUGGCACCGGUGACAAUGCCAGCAGCACGGAGGGUUCUGGCAAGGGCAAGGAAGGCAACGCUGAUGCCGCAGAAGAACGAGCGGGAACCACCAACGCCAGCGGCGACGGAGCAACCGACAAGCGCAAGAACAAGCCGCUGACCACAAACGUGGUGCUGGCAUCCACAACCGUGACGGUGGACCCCAACCAGCCGGCGCGCCGUGCCAAGGAGAAGAAAAAGCCACGGCGCAAGCUCGCGGCAAAGAAGAAAGGAGGCCGGGGAAAGCUCUUCCAGCACCCUGGCAAGCAGCAUGCUGCAAACGCUGCCACUGCCGUGGACAGCGAUAGCGACGGCGAGGACUCGUACUACAACGCGCUUGGCGCCGUCCCGUACCGCUUCCAGUAUGAGCUUGAAGUGAAGGUCCUGCGCACGGACCUGGCAGAUACGCAGGUGUACUCUGACGACGAAGGCGACGAUGACCUGCAUCUGGAGCAGCAGCGGCAGGCGCAGCGUGUUGGGGCCAACACAGACAGCGGCACUGAUGCAGCCGCCGCUCGCAAGCGCCUUGCCCGCCACCGCGCCCGCGUCAUUGCUGCGCGCACUGCUGCUGCUGCUGCUGGUGGCGGCGACGACGGCAGCGCUGUGGGCAUGGACGCGUACUCAGUGUCAUCAUCAGAUGAUGACGUCGAUGACGAAGCUCGAGAUGAGGAGGAAGAGGAAGAGGAAGAGGACGAAGAUGUUUGGACGGCUGAGUAUGAGCAGCGGCGUGCGCGCGCGUGUGGCCUUCCAAGCCCCUACCACUUCUUGAAGGCGUGCGAAAGGUUGCUGGAUGGGCUUGGCUACGCAUCUGCACAUGUCGCGAAAGCCAUUGUGCGCGUUGCCGAACACCACCACACAAAGAUGCAGCAGGAGCAAGCCCAAGAUGAGCAGCAGCGCCAGCUCGACAAGCAGCAAAGGCUGCAGGAAAAACAACAACAACAACAACAACAGCAGCAGCAGCAGCAGCAGAAGGAGGGUGGCAAUGCAAGCGUGCAUGCAGAAACGGCUGCCCAACAGCGUGAGCAGCGGCAACAGCGGCAACAGCGGCGGCGUGAGCGGCGUCGUCGUCGUCGCCAGCGCGCAAGGUCCCCCUUUGCAACGUUUGCAGAGCUGAAACAGGCCCUCCAGGCCGAGCUGCAGGCCAUGGAAAAGGAGCAGCACGAGAAGGAGAAGGAGAAGGAGAAGCAAGAGGGAGGCAACAGCAGCAACGACGGUACCGCUGGGGCUGAUGCGAAGCAUAAGCUGGUCAAGGUGGACAUGUCGAAGAUUGGCACGCUGGCCGAUCCGCUGCAGCUGGUGAACCUGCUGUAUGCCAUGCCUGGCAGCAAAUACCACUCGCUGGCACAGGUGGUUGCGCGCAUCUCGCCGCUCGGGCGUGCACUGGUUUGGGUGCACGAGAGCCAAAUUUACGGCAAGAAGGGCCCUGAAGCCGUGCUGCGUACAAACAACAACAACAGCAGCAGCAACAGCACCACCACCACCACCACCACCACCGCUUCCAUGCCUUCUGCCACGUCAAACGCCAGCGCCAACAACAGCAACAGCAACGGCGCUAGUGCUGGUGCGGCGGAGUGGGCAGGGCUGCCGCCUCGCAUCACGUGGGUGCCGCAAGACACCGCUGUGACGCUGGUGGAGCUGCCAGACCUCAAGCUGUCGUUUACGGAGCGCAAGUGCGAAGCAGGUGGCGUGCCGCGUCUCUUCAGCCGCGACUACAAUGACUUGUUUGUCACCAACGCCCGCAACGCCCGCACCAACCGCCUGCUGCGGGGCCUGCCGCACUCCCUGCUGCUGGCCAACAGCAACGACGAGAUGCAGAUUCUGGUACCGGCCGUGCGCGUGCACCGACCAAACAUUGCCAACUGCCCCUUCUCCACAGAGCUCGUACUCAAGUUUGACGACAAGGCGUGGGCACAAGAGCUGGAGACGCCAUACUUUCUGUACCCCGUGCACGUGUCGCUGUCAUUCCUGUUCACGCCGACGCUGGCCUCUGCGCUGUACCUGCUGCUCCUGCGCCUGCUGCACCGCGACUACGCAGAGUGCUUCCGCCUUGCGCAGACCAUCAGCACAGACACGACGCUCACGCCCGAGGAGAUGCAGCUCUUCGCCCUGCUCUCCGGCCCAGCAGCACAGGACAGGCACCCGGAUGCGCUGGCCUGCAUCCUGCGCGUGCUCAACGUCACUGCCGGCGCCGUGCAGCCACAGGGCAUGACGGUGGGCGGCCUGCGCGGAAUGACGCUGAACGUGACGCAGUUCUUCCACGAGUACGCGCAGCGCCUGGCGCACGUGAGUGCCGAGUGCCGCCUCAGCGCCGAGGACGAGCUGCAGGUGCUUGAGAACAUGGUGGUGUGGUCGGAGAAGCAGCCCGCGUAUGACCCGAACAACCACGCCGAGGCGCACCUGGUGUGGAACCACAACCGCCGCCAGCACCUGCUGGCCAUCCUGGGCAAGCUCGGCACCGCCCGCAACGGCGGCGAUGACUCGUUUGAUGACGCGGAUGGUGAUGUUGAUGUCAAUGUCGGUUAUGGCGCCGGCAGUGGUGCUGUUGAGCAGCAGGAUGAGAAUGCGCAGGACGCCACCAACACCAGCGAGAGCGACAGCACCAGCGCCGCCUCAACUGAGCACAAGAAGACCAUGCUGAAGCUGCGGUUGCCCAAGCGAAAGAGCGGCUCCUCGUGGGUGUACUUUGACGACGACGGCUUGCGGGAUCUGCACAAGCGCAAGCCAAACCGCCUGCGCAUCUUCUCGCAGACAGACACCAACUCGGCUGGGUUUGGCGCCAACGCGUGGCGGCAGAUGCUGCUGUCCCACAACACCACGCGCAAGUCUGUUGUCGUCGUCAUCCUGUUCAACGCGUACGCGGAGGACACGACCAUGGCUGACGCGCUCCGCGCCAUCGCCGACAAGUACCACAACGUGGACUUUGUUGCCUUGCCGGGCAUCGACAAAACCUCCUUCGAGCAGCGAAUGGAGAUUGAGGCCGAGAAGAGUGAGAAGAGCAAGAGCAAGAGCAAGGGCACGGGCUUUGGUGGCGGUGGUGGCUUUGGCGGCAGCAAUUUUGGUGGUGGUGGUGGUGGCUUUGGCAGUGGCGGAGCCAGCGCGGAUCCGUCUUCCACUCCAACCCCGCACUUUUACCUGUUUGUGGACGACAACCUGCGCUCGCGCGGCACUCUGUCGGGCACGGAUGCCAGCGAACUGGAGCGCAAGGUGGCGGAGUACAACCCGUCUGUGCGCGCCUUCAACAACGUGUGCGUGGAGUAUGCGCACAGGGUUCGCGCCGUCAUGGCCACGACAAAGUGCACAGAGUCAGAGGCCAUUGCCGUGCUUGCCCGCAGCAACGUGCCGGAAGCACAAUCUCCAGCACGGAGCACCGACGCCCCCACCAACGUCGCGGAGGACGCAGGCGGCAGCGCCCGCAACUCCAAGACCAAUGGCAGGGGCAAGGCACGCGGAGCCCUCGGCGCCGGCGAGAUGUCUGAUCUCGAAGCGGUGCUCGACCACCAGGUCCAACAACAGCACGCUCUGCGCCAAGCACAUGCUCAGGGACAACAAGAUGGGCGGCCCGUGGUGGGGCUGGUGGCGGCCAGGCGCACCAACCGACCCAAUGCCAAGGCAAGGGGUGGCGCGGUGGCCGUAGCUAGCGGCGGUUCAUGGAGCAAGGGUGGUGCUGGCGGUGCUGGCGGUGCUGGCGGUGCUGGUGCUACGGACAGGUCUGGUUCGCUGCGCCGUGUGGUGCUGACGGGGAAGACGCUGACGCAGGCCGGCAUUGAGGUGAUGGGCGAGCGCGUUGGGCUGGUGGUGAGCGAUGUUCACGCCAACAGCAGCGCGGCCAAGACAAACAGGGUGUUCCGGCACGACGUCGUGUGCCAGGUGGGCAACAAGUGGGUGGUUGGUGCUGCGGACGAAGCCAAGGCGGCGCUCAUGAACGCUCUGCAGACGGGCACGGCGACGGUGGUGCUGGCGGAGGAGUGCAUCAUCUGCCCUGCAUUCCACCGCAUGCAGCUUGUGUUUGCCACGGAUAUGACACCGCUGCGCCAGGGCUGUGGCGUGUGCGGACAAGUGGUGGAGCACAUUGAGCAGACAGAGCUGGCCCACAAACAGCAGCAGCAGCAGCAACAGCAGCAGCAGUACGGGCAGAAGAAGCCUCCACGGCAGAGGGCGCGUGCAAAGCAUGAGCCGGGCGUGUUUCCUGGCAGCCCGGCCGACAAGAUGCGCAGCGGCGGCGAUGGUGCUGUGCAGGGUGGCGCUGCUGCUGAUGCUGACGAUGACGAUGACGGCGAUGACGAGGCGCACAAGGCGUACGUUGUCCCCGCCAAGUUUGCCUCCAAAUGCGCGUACCACUGCACCAUCUGCAGCUUUUUCACGUGCGUGCGCUGUAGCAACAAGGAUCAGGUGUCGGUGGGCAUUGUCACCAACCCGCGGGCGGGGUUGCAGGCGCUGGCCGAGAAAGAACUCACGCCACAGAUUCCCGGCUUCCAAACGGCUUCUACAGCCAAGACGGCGCACAAGGGACAGGCGUUCAAAUUUGGCACCAAAGACAAGGGCAAGGAGGACAAGGACAAGGAGAAGGAAGCAACGGAAGCCAAGGAAGCAACGGAAGCCAAGGAGGUUGAAAAGACUGCUGCUGCCGCUGCUGGCAGCGGCAGUGGCGUCAUGGAUGUGGGCUCGGAGAGUGACGAUGAUGGUACUGCUGGUGAUGGUGGUGGUGUUGGCUUUGGCGCUGGUGCUGGCCUUGGUGCUGGUGCUCUUGGUUUUGGCCAACGAGGGUAUCGUGGCAGCGGCCACGCACACCAGCAGUCGCAUGGCGGCUUUGGCUCAUCGCGUGCACAGCAGCAGCAGCAGCAGCGCCAGCAACGCGGAAGAGCCGGUGGUGGGUGGAAGUUUGGAAGCUCCAACACCAUUGCCAACAGCGGUGGUGACAGCGGCAGCGACACGCUGGGCAUUUCCAAGGCACAGGUGCGGGUGAAGAUCCCGUCGCAUGUGGAGGAGCGGGGCCACUGGGAGGCGCUGGAGUGUGUGCACCAGGGCGGUGUUCGCAUGACCACGGCCACGGAGACGAUGAACGUCAUCCAGGCAUGCCUCAACUGCACGCUUGAUGGAAAGCAGACGCAGGUUGGCUUUGCGCUGCUGUACCAGCUGCUGACAGACCAGAUCCCCGUGAAGGUGGUGUCGAGCGCAGCGGGCACGGUGGGCGGCUUUGUUCCGCCCCGUGUGGGCUCUGCCAAGGAUCGGCUGAAGGAGAAUUAUGCCAUUGGCGUGCUGCUGGUGCAGUUUGUGCGCGAUCGCUUUGUGAGGAACCCGCUCUCCUGCAUUCUGCACCACCUUGCCCGCAGCCGCGACUUUGCUGCCUGUGCGCCUUCGCUCAUGCGCACGAGCUUUGGGCGCAGCAGCGCUGGCAUGACCACGCUCGCGGGCUCGUCGCGCGCAACAGAUGUGAUGAUGUCCGGAAAGUCCAGGGGCGGCUAUGGCGCCUAUGGUGGCGGCAGUGGCGGUUUUUAUGGUAGUAGCGGUGGCUUCGGAGGUGGUGCUUCCACAACCCGCCCGCACCUCGACUCGCUGAUUCAAGAGUGCAUGGAGCUGAUCAACAAAGCAGAGCAGCAGGCAAAGGAGGCGCCCGUCGCGCAGCCUGCACCGGAACAACAAGCCCCGCCCAAGCCCACAUUCACCGCAAGCAAGCCAACAACAACAACGCCACCACCAGCGCGACCACUCCAACCUCAGCAGCCAAGCCCGGAAGAGCAACCAAGGCAACCAGGACGGCGAGGCAUGCCGUUUAGACCCGGCGGGUUCCGCCCGCCAAAUGCACCCAGCGUGCGUCGCCCACCGGGGUAUGUGCCGGUCAUUCCACUGCCGCGUGCCAAGCCGUGGCCCGCGCCCGCUGCGCCUGCGCUUGAAUUUGUGGCGGAUGAGCGGGUCAGGCGAGGGUGGCUGGUGCCGGAGCUGUCGGACUUGGCCUGCUCGCAGCGAAGCCUUCGUCCCACCUCUGCGCUCCCUGGGCUGAGCAUGAGCAGCGAGGAUGUGCAUUGCUUUGCCAAGCAGCCGCUGGCAUCCCUGCAGCUGGACAAGUUUGUGCACUUUCUCGGUCGGGAGGACAUGGGCAAGCCGCUCGCCGACAACAAGCUCCCCUUUGACGUCUCCAAACACCCUUACGCCAAGGCAAAGCCUGCACAGGAUCUGGUUGCGCGGCUGCGCUCAGAUAUCAAGCUGUACGCCGACAUUGUGAACACGCACAAGACACCCGGCCUCAUCUCUGUUGACGACAGCUGCACCAGGGCGAUUCAGGAUGGCGGCGAUGGCGGGCAGAAGGCACUUGCAACUGUGGCGGACACGUGCGAGGAACUGCUGGAGCUGCUGACGGCAUUGCGCAAGCUGGACGCCGAUUUCAUCGACCAGGCGUCGCGCCAGCUGUCGCACGUGGUCAACGCGGUACAGAUUGGCUCACACGAGGACAUUGCCAGCGCACAGGGCAACGAGCAACGCACGCGUGACCUGCGUGAGCGUCUGGAGUUUGUUCUCGGCCGCUACUGUGGCGAGCAGGCGUUCAUUUGGACAGAGUAUCUCUUUGGCAGCCUGCUGUCCUCCCGCUGUGUGGAGGACCUGAAGAAGCUCAACCCGUACCUCAACAAGCGAGGCGUGGACCCCGUCCACGAUGCUGUAGUCGCCACCUUGCUCCGAUCCAACCGCAUCGGCCAUCUGAACCGUUGUGUUGCGGCUGUGCAGGAUCUGCUGCACCUCGUCAACGCCAUCAAGAGCCACAUCGUUCACUCUGAUGUGCACUCGCGGCUUGGGCGGGAGCUGCUGGUUGGGCUGCGGCAAAAGGGCGAAAGCGUGGCGCAGAUGCUGACGGCGCGUCGCACGUACAUGGACACGCACGGUGACGGCCACACGAAGGCCUCCCCGCACAUUGUGUAUGACCCACGCUACCUUGUGUUUGAGUUUACCUGGAACAUCCUGCUGCGCCGGCCGCAAGUUGAGCUCGUGCGCGACAUUGUCGGCGCAUUGCAGCGUGGCGAAUCCAUCGUCAAGCAGAUGAUCAUGGGUGCCGGCAAAACCACUGUCAUCGGGCCCCUCGUGUGCCUCAUGCUCGCAGACGGCAAGGCCUUUGUGGGACAGGUGGUGCCGCCGUCACUGCUGGAGUUUACGCGGUCUGUGCUGCGCAAGACGUUCAGCACUGUCUUCCACAAGCGCAUCUACACGCUGUUCUUUGACCGCUCUACCACCGUCACGCACGCGCUGUGCGACAAGCUGGAGGAGGCGGUGCGCAAGCGUGCCGUGGUCAUCAGCACGCCGACGUGCGUCAAGAGCAUCAUGCUCAAGUACUUUGAGGCGCUGGACGUGCUGUCGGACGAAGCAAGACCAACACAGCUCAAGAUUAAGAUGGCAAAGGAUGCGCGCGUGCUUGGCCGCGCCAUGCGUCUGUUCAAGCAGGGGUCGCUCAUCAUGGACGAGGUCGAUUUAAUUCUGCACCCGCUCAAGUCGGAACUCAACUUCCCCAUUGGCCAGAAGUUUGAUCUUGACCUCGCGCCCGAGCGCUGGGAGCUGCCAACACACCUCUUUGACGGCGUGUUCUUUGCGGAGAUGGAACGGACAACGGUUGGUUUCGAGGACAGCGGGUUUGGCCGCGCGGCGGUGGAGUCGCUUGCUGACGUGAUCCACGAAGGCUUUGAGUCCCGCUCCCUGCAACGCAACCCGCACAUUGUGCUGCUGGAUGAGGCCUGGUACCACGACAACAUGAAGCCAGCCCUGGCAGAGUGGUCCAUCCUGUGGCUGGAAAAGCACCAUGUCGGCGGCACCAACAUCACCCGCGACGACAUCCUGCGCUUCCUGCUGGAGCCGUGGGCGAGCCGUGAUGCGGAUUUGCACCGGCACUUGGCAGCCAACCUCGGCGCGAAGCAGAUGAAGCUGUUGAACCUCACGCACGACUGGCUGCGCUCGUACCUGCCGCACUGCCUGCAGAAGAUUGACCGCGUCUCCUUUGGCAUCAUGAACGAGGCAGACAAGAAGCACGCGCUGGAGGUGGACCCGCGCAUGCCGCUGUCUCGCUUCAAGCUCGCCAUCCCCUUUGUGGGCAAGGACGUUCCCUCGCGCAGCAGUGAAUUUGCGCACCCGGAUGUGAUUAUCGGGCUGAGCAUCCUUGGCUACCGCUACGAGGGCAUGCGCUGGGACGACUUUACCGAGGUGAUGGCCACGCUCACGAGGACAGUGCGCAAACAGGUUGGCCCCAAGCACAAGCGCGCGGCGAGCGUGAUGUUUGCCAAAUGGGUGGAGCUUGCUGGCGGCCGCAUGCAAGGCAAGCUUGUGUACAGCGAGCACGGUCAAAUCGUCCUUGGCGAGGAAGAGCAAGACUAUGAUGAGGCGAAGGAGAUUAUGCCGCUGUGGAUGCUGGAUCGCUCCAACACGGAGCAGAUGACCAAGGUGUACAACCUGCUGCGUUCGCUGCCGGAGAUGGUGCACUGGUACCUGCACGGCAUCGUGUUCCCGACACACAUGCGCCAUCAGCGGCUCAAGCUGAGUGCCAGCGGCCAGGCUGUUGGCGGUUCGAUGCUGUUUUCGCGCCGCGUGGGCUUUUCCGGCACGCCCUCGGACCUGCUGCCUGUUGAGCUGGGCCGCUGCGGAUACGAGAAAGGCACAGACGGCAAGAUGGUGCGGGUGAUGACCGACCCCGAUGUCGUUGGCUUUGACUUUCUGGAGGAGAACUGGUCUGUGAAGACGCUGCUGAACCGCAUCGCCGAGCGGCCGACGGGGCAGCACUUCAACGCCCUCAUUGACACGGGCGCGCUGGUGACGGGCAUGUCCAACCGGCAGGUGGCCGAGUACCUCCUGGCCAAGGGCAUGCCUUGGUGCGACGGCGUGGUGUUCCUGGACGAGAGCGACCGCAAGGUGAUUCUGGUGCGCGCCACGCGCCGCGUCGUCAACGUGGACCAGUGCGGCAUCCCGCUCAACAAGCGCUUCGCCUUUUAUGACCAGGUGCACACCACGGGCAUGGACAUCAAGCACACCCCCAACGCCACCGCCGUGCUCACCCUGGGCAAGGACAUGACCUUCCGCGACUUUGCACAGGGCGCGUUCCGCAUGCGCGGCAUCGCCAACGGCCAGACCAUCCUGGUGUAUGUCAUCCCAGAGGUCAUGGGCCUGGUGCAGCGCGAGCUUGCUGUGGCCAACGUCACCGUGUCUUCCCCUGCCGCACACGAGCCCGGCAUGCGUGUUAUCGCCGCCGCCGUCUCCGCCGAAGAAGCAGAUGCGGACGCAGACGUGGAUGCAGAAGGAGAGGGACGGGGAGAUGCAGAAGCAAAUGCAGAAGGAGAAACGGCUGCGGUGGAGGCCCGUGCUGCGACAUCCGCUGCCGGUGUGCUGUCGUCGUCGCCUUCGUCGUCGCCUUCGUCGUCAUCGGCAACGCUUGCUGCACGGUCGUUCCUGGAGCAUGUCACGGCGUGGCUGGUCAUCAACAGCAUGCGCACGGAGCGCAUCCAGUACAACCAGCUGUGCAUGCAGAAUGUGUGCAACACGUUCCGCAAGAACGCGCAGGCGGUGCUGGUGGACUCGCUGCACCGCUUCUCGGCCCGACAGCCCGUGCGUGACGCCAAGCUGCUGCGUGCGCUGCGCAUCUUCAAGGAGGACGUAGACUACGACAUCACCGCCGGCGUGCCGGAGCUGCGCGACCUCACAGCCGUGCUGGAGGAGCAGGUGAAGGAGAACAGCCACUUCUUGUUCACAGAGGCGGAUCGCCAGCAGGCGCAGGCCGUGAUUGCAGAGGUGCGCACGCAGUGGGAGAGCAUGGUGAAGCUGUCCUCUGCGGCCGACGACCCGGUCAAGCUGGACACGACGGCGACGCGGGAGCAGGAGCAGGAGCAGGAGAAGGAGCUUGAGGACGAACGCCAGCGCGAGGUGCAGCGCGAAAUUGACCUGGCCUACUCCCGCGAUGAGGAGGCCCAGGUGCCGUGGAAGUUUGACACGCUGGCGCACCCGCCGUGCGACGUGCCCCAGUUCUAUUCCGCCAGCGCGCUUGCGCUCAAGAACAUGAAGACGCUGUCGUUCCCGGAGUAUGUGCUGGCGUCCAACAACUACUUUGACAAGCGCUGGUCCGGCGACCGCCGCAUCAAGAACGUCAUCAUGGUUCUGGAGUGGAUCCCAGACCAAGGGCAGCUCGCCCUGGCCAACGACCUCUUCAACAUCAACGGCGACAUGCUCAACGGCAAUGGCGGCAGCGGCGAUCACGGCGCUCACGACGAUCACGGUGCUGUGCCGUCGUCGUCAUCAGCGCUGUCCACCGCGCCCGCUGACUGGGAGGCGCACCUGGCCCGCAGCUUUGAGUACUUUGCGACGCAGACGCGCACACAGGCGCCGCCGGCAGUGCUCGCGUCCACAACAGCACCAAAGGGUGUGCUCGACCGCGCGUCGCUGGCCCUUGCCCUGCGCACGUUUGUGCUGCGGGAAAUCCGCGACAACGAGCUUGACCUGGCCUUGCAGCGCUACGGCGACGCAGACACGCACGCGUUUAUGACGUUUGCGGGCUUCCGCGCCUUGAUUCAGUCUGGAACGUUCACGCAGGUGCAGCGCGGGCGCUUCUUCGUGGCCGUGUCGCUCGCAGAGGCAGAGACCAUCCGCCGCAUCAUGCACGUGCGGCUGGGUGGUGCCGUCAUCCCUGGCGCUCCCACGGCCAUUGCCCUGCGCUGCAGCCCCGCCAGCAACCGCGUGUUUGACCGCUCGGCCAUGUACACGGAGGCGCCGCUUCACCACACGAGCGUGGCCUGGCAGACGCUGCGCUUCAUCAACUGCGACAUGCACUACACGCGGCCGCAGCUCGACUGCCUGCUGCAUGCCCUGCAGGGCUCGCUGCCACGGGAGCGCCGCCGCUACUUUGAGAAGCUCAUCGGCAUUCGUCGCCGCUCCAAGAAGCGGUGGGUGGGCGCCCCGGUGUCCAGCGUGUUCUCCGUGCCAAGCUCGUGGUAUGCGCUGCAGCAGCGGUCGGUUGCUGCGGCCAUCCGCGCCGCCAUCUCGCGUCUCGGGUUGAAGAUGUACGACGCGUGCGUGUUCUUCGACGCGGACAAGAACGGGCUUGUGUCGGCCUCGGAGCUCAUGGGCGCGGUGCUGUGGCUCGGGCUGCAGCUGGCCACCCCGCAGGACGUGCUGCAGGCCAUGCGCAUGUACGACGUGGACGGCGACGGGCAGCUGAGCUACACCGAGUUCCUGACCAUGGUGCAGCAGUCGUUCAGCUACGGCUACGACGAGACAGAGCACGACGACGCCACAGCCCGCGCCAAUCACGGUGACCACGGUGACCACGGUGACGGCGGUGACGGUAGCGCCGGAGGUCACGACGCGACACAGGGUGGCAGAGCAGAUGAGCUUCGCGCUGCACUCUCCCGCCAGACGAGCAGCGGCAUGGGCGAAGCGGCGCUGCUUCGACAGCAGUCGCUCGGCGGGACAGAGUACGAGCACGUGAUUCCGCAGCAGGCUGAAGAGCUUGACCGCCUGCAGCGCGAGUGGGUGGCGAAGGAGCUUGCGGAGGAAGAGGCCUUUGUCAGGGAGACGGAGGAGAUGGACAGGCGCAUGUACCUGGAGAGCGAGGCAGACCACGACAAGCAGCUGGCCAAGGUCGGCGUGACGCCCAACCCGCUGGUGGACUUGGCAGAGGGCACAGCGCAGUAUGACUUCUCCAUUGCCCGCACGGUGCGCGGACUCAAGUGGUAUGGCCGGUGGUCUACCGUGCGUGACCGCCGCCUGUUCUGCCCCUCCAUCGCCCCUGUGCAGCCGCUUGCCGUCCCCUGCGGGCCGUGGCGGCCGGGCGAGACGCCCCUCAAGCCCGAAGAUGUGGAUGGUGAUGGCAAGAACGCUGACGCCGACGCGCGCAAGGACCAAACUGCAGAACAGGGCGUGAAGACUGGUGGGGACAAGCAGCAAGGAAAGGCUGCGUCUUCAAGCACAGCAGCUCCGGCACCAGCACCACCGCCGCCACCGCCGCCACCGCCGCCACCGCCAGAGAUGAUUGAGAUUGCUGCCUCGCAUGGGCUCGAGCCACCAAAGUCGCUGAAGCAGCAGUUGAGGGAGCAGCGUGCGCGUAAGGGCGGCAGCGACGGCGACGGUGCUGCCGCCGACGAGGACGAGGCGCUGCUGGAGGCCAAGAAGGCUGCCAGUGGUGUGAAGCAGUAUGUGUUCCCGACACCUGAUCCGAAUGGCCCUGCAUUCAAGCCAGACAUUCUUCCGUUUGGUGUGCAGCACCUGGCCAAGCUGAACGCCGACGCGUCCUUCAUUCUCCCCGUCCGCGCCCCAUCCAAGCUGGACUCGUACACGGUUCACCUGUUUUUCCGCGUGGACAAUCUUCCAGCCAACACGCACACGGCGCAGCUGCUCUUCAGCGCACCGCAGAGCAAUGGCGUUGAUGGCGAGGUCUACAUUACGUCAAACGGCAAGCUGUCAAUCACAGACAUUGAGUCUGCAGACACACAAGAAGAGGAUGAUGGUGCUGACAAGAAGAAGGCACAGAAGACACGAAAGCAGCGGAAGAAGGGAGCUGAGCAACCCGUCCACCAACAAGAGCAACAGCAAGAGCAACAGCAGAAGCAGAAGCAGGAGCAGAAGCAGAAGCCUCUCGUGACAAAGCCAACGCCUGCGAAGUCAUUGGUUGUCAACAGCGACAGUGACGACACUGAUGUCACAGACUCCGAUGAUGACACAUCAGAGAGUGAGAGUGAGAGUGAGAGUGAGAGUGAGAGUGAGAGUGAGAGUGAGAGCGAGAGUGAGGCGGGUGGGGCAACAGGUAUGGCUCCGACCAUUAAGGCCAGACUGGCGGAAAUCCUCGGGCCAACGAAGUGCGGGCCCCUUAAGACAGAACACUCACCCAACUUCAACAUGGAGCGGCUGAGGCUCGUCAUGUUUGCGAUUGCCAUGUUGGCGGAGACCUUGGUGUACAAUUCGGCACCUAUCCCGAUCGUCGUUGAUUUCUGCAAGCUGGCAAUUGCACUCAUUUCUCCUCUCCCCAAGGCAGACGCCAGCCACAUCGAACGGGUGAAGCAUGCCGUGAAGGGCGUCAUGGACCUCUUCGGCUUGGCUGGCGAACCGACAAAAGACCAGUCAUAUUACGCUCGACCUGCCGUGGACGGCAUCAUUGCGUUCCUGUACGAGCAGUGCGGCCUGAACCUGGGCGUGUUCAACGCCCACGGCAUUACAGUCACGAUACCCAGCGAGGACGCUGACGAGGGCGACGCAGGUACCAGGCCGACGGACGGGCGCGUGCACAAGAAGCGCUGGCACAUUGUGUCUAUUGUAGUGGACGUGCACGCAGUGCAGGCGGAGGGCGAGGAGGGUGACCAGAACACGGGUGAUGACGCUGGUCGUGGCGGUGAUGCUGGCGGUGAUGAGAAACAAGGGGCAGCGCCGCAACAGCUGGAAGGCGACGGCAUUCGCAUGUACGUUGACGGUGUGCUGGCUCGCAGCAUCAGCGUACAUCAGAUUGCCAAGACAUACUCCGUCGUCAACGACGCAGCAGACAAGGCCGGCUCCACCAAGAAGAAGGGUAACACCACACCCGGCGUCGGCGACGGUGGCGAUGAGGGUCACCUGGGCGGUCCAUCUUGGCUUGCGCUCACCCAGAUGCAGAAGGCCUCCGCCAACCCAUACCAGCUCGAUGACACCAUGCUCGUCUUUGGCAACGCCUUCACGGACAAGAGCCCUUGCAGCAACCGCAAGCUCAAGUACGUGAUGCUGCGCACCUCCGCCACGAGCGCUGCGCAGGUUGAAGCCGACGUGCAAUGCAUCUUCAACCGCUUCCGGAACGGCCGGGAGUACAACAAGCGCGUGCUCACCAAGGCCUGUCCAAACAAGGACAACGCCUUUCACGUGUGCUCCCAUUACUGCCGCGAGCGCUUCGAUGGGUCCCAGGGGCCGUGGUACGACGACUACCCCGACUUCAAGCGCGCCGCCAUCGUGUCCAAGAUCAGCAACCAUUUCCUCAACCACGUUCAGCAAUUCACGUCGCAGCCAACCAAAGUGACGACGCGGGUGCAGCGCUGGGAGGAGGAGGUCUUUGCACGCAAGCUGCCGAGCGAGAGGGAGUACGUUCGCGCGGUGCAGGAAGUGCAGCACCAACUGCAACUGCACUGGCAGAACUGGGGCAUCAACAUUCCACUGCUCGCUGAUCUCUGGGAGGAGGUGGACGGCAACGCCAAUGAUGAUGAUGAUGAGGAUGAUGGUGGUGACAAUGAUGAGUCCACAAACCCCUUCGGUGGUAGCCAACAGCAGCAGCAGCAGCAGCAGCAGCAGCAGCAGCAGCAGCAGGCUUCGUUUGGGAGCGCUGGCUGGGGUCUAACCUCUGCCGAAGCGUUUGGUGGCGGCAUCCAAGCUGGUGGGUUUGGGGCCGCGUCCACCAGCACGGGAUUCGGCAGCGGCGCCUUCUCCUUUGGCAACGCUGCUCCCAAUCCGUUUGCCGCCGCGCCAUCCUCCUCUUGGGGCUUUGGCGCACAGCAGCAGCAGCAGCAGCAACAGCAGUGGGGCUUCGCGCCUUCAUAUUCACCAACGUCGACCGGCGGGUUUGGUAGCGCAGGAUCGUCUGCUUCGUUCUCGUUUGGCACCCAAGGGUUUGGAAACGGCAACAACAACAACAACAACGGCAACGAUGGUGGAGGAUCUGGAUGGUCGUUUUAA